Molecule: messenger RNA, 2298 nt
Organism: Oppiella nova
Lineage: Eukaryota; Metazoa; Arthropoda; Arachnida; Sarcoptiformes; Oppiidae
Source: the annotation of a GenBank genome assembly
AUGUCUCUCCCGAACGUGGAACCGCUUCCGAGCGAACUCCUCAGGGAUGGUAUCGUCGAAGUGCGCGGAGAUAACGGGGCCUUCUAUAAGGCAUUCAUUGUGGACGUCGACGACAACACCGCCGCUGAAGUGAACAACUGUUUGGACACCGAAGUGAACAGUUCUGCCACCACUUCGGCCACCAAUUCGUGCGACACCUCGAAGAUAACCCUCGCCUUUGAAAACGAUUGGUUACCGCAACAGAAGUUCCCCAUCAAUAGGAUCCGUUUGCCGCCGCCCUCUCAGUCCUCUCACUCUGCGUCGGCUAACAGUCCCACCAACGGAUCCAAUACUCCAGACUCGGUGGUCGGUACUGCCAACAACUCGACCGCAUCGGUCAUGUCGGAGAGACCGGCCAUUAUAACGGAGGGCAUGGAGAUAGAGGUGCUCUCGUGUACUAAUGAUGGCGAACAGUGCGGGUGGUGGAGGGCGCAGGUGAAGAUGAUUAAGGGUAUGUCACCAUCAAUGACACCAUCCAUGACCCCAUUGCCGCGUCACUCAUCACAUCCAUUGCCCAUUUCAGGUGACUUCCAUGUGGUUGAGUACCAAAACGUGACCACAGCUGACGGCCAAUCAGUGCAGAGCACACCCAACCAUCAGACCUACAGUGAGAUAGUGGCCAGUGAUAGGAUUCGGCCUAAAAAUCCUCACCCAUUACUCACUACUAAUCCGUUUUAUAAGUUUGAAAUCAAAAUCCCUGACGACAUCCGAAGUAUGAACACGAGUUGGCUUAAGAAGAGUGAGGCGCACAAGCAGUUCAAGCAAUUCAUCGGCGCUAUUGUCGUCCGCUUUGAUGAGCCCAACGGUGUCCUCAUUUGCGUCGGAUAUGCGGCCCACGAGAAGACAUACUUAGCCUCAAUCACCCAAAAGAGGGCCCAAAUGUUGAGUGAAAUGCACUUCAGAAACAUUAAGCAAAAGCUGGUUCUCCUGUCGCGUACUGAAGAGGCGGCCAAACAGUUGGAGUCAACGCGCGGUCCAUUCGGAUCGGGUUUCACGGGAACACAUUAUGGCGGCUCUUCCGGUCAGAACUAUGUGGUCGAAGUGGUUGUGGCCGAACACCUCAUGGGCUUAGCUAUCGGCGCCCACGGCGUCAACAUUCAAAACGCCCGCAAAUUGGACGGCAUUUCUGCCAUCGAUAUCGAAGAGAAUUCGUGUAUCUUUCGGAUCAAAGGCCAGUCACUGGAGGCGUGCCAUAAGGCGAGGGCUAUGUUGGAGUUCGCAGAGAAGGGCAUUGAAGUGCCGCGAACUCUGGUCGGCAAAGCCAUCGGUAAAAACGGGCGAAUCAUUCAGGAGAUCGUCGACAAGUCAGGUGUGGUUCGCGUGAAGAUCGAGGGCGACAACGAGAAUGAGGCGCCGCGAGAACACGUGCCCUUCGUGUUCGUCGGCACCUCCGAGUCCAUACAAAACGCCCAAAUCCUUCUCGACUAUCACUUAAACCAUUUGCAAGAAGUGGAGAAAUUGAGACAAGAGAAGCUCGAAAUCGUCCACCAGUUGAGGACUAUCCAACACCCGCCCUCUCACGGCUCCCACCCCUCGCCCUCCACUUCAAUGAUUAUUCAGACACAACAACAACUGUUCGGAAGCACCAAAAACAUCACAAACAGUUCGGUUCAGAUUCACGACGAGUCCGACCAUAAGUACGGCUCCGACAGAGUCCGGAGUGGAUCUCAACGCGGAAUCACAAGAACUGAUAACACGACAGGAGUUAACUCUCGGACUAUAUCGGGACAGAGAGGCGGCGGUCGGGGCGCCAGUAUAUCUGGUUCAGCGCCGAUGCGUCGAUUCAAUACGAACGCAAUGGACAGACCCAUGGAUCGGGACAGGAGUGGACGGCCAUCGCAUGCACGCAAUCCUCCGUUUGGUGGUAAUAAGGGCCGUAACUUCAAAGAAGGAACGCCUGUCGACGACUCCAUUCACAGGUCUUCGCAUCGCACCGAUAGUCAACAAAACUCACAAAAAGGCGAUUCUUAUGGCAAACCACAGAGAAGUCAACGCAACGAUAGGAACGAACGGAUGGAUCGGCCGGAGAGGUCGGACCGGUUGGACAAAAGCGAUAGGAAUGAGAGAAACGAGAGGAACGACAGGAAUGAGAGGAGCGGUGAACGCAAUGACAAGUAUUCUUCGGCCAUCCGUUCGGCGAAUCCACAGAAACCACAAACCAAUGAACAAAACAGCUCUUCGACAGCGAAACAGUCGUCGCACUCGGAGUCGAAGCCAUCGUUGAGUUCAGGCCAACAACUGGUGAACGGAAACGCAUAA